AUCCAAAACACGUCCGUUGUUUGACCACGACCGUGGACGCAUCUCAGUGUGUGUCCGUAGUGAGCGCGCGCGACAACUUCAACGAACCAAUACCAUGCGCCAGCUGAGCGCCAAAAUCUGAAUUCGAAUUUAGAAUUUUUUCUUUCUUUUUUUUCUGUUUAUUUUUUAAAACCAGAUUCAGAAUGUGGAAGUGUUUAUUUAUUGUGGUGAUUGUGGCAUUGACUUUCACUUGCUCUGAGGGUGAUGUAGUCCAGGACACAAGGGGGCUAUACACGAAGAAUGUCUUCGGCGGGCUGUGGGGCAACCGGCCGCCGCUGAUAGAAGCCAACCAACCUAGGACCACGUGUUCUUGCAAAUGUGGCGAAAGGAACGAGGUAUCGCGUAUCGUGGGCGGCGAUGAGGCUGGCAUCAACGAGUUCCCCUGGAUGGCUCGCCUGUCCUACUUCAAGCGGUUCUACUGCGGGGGGAUGCUCAUCAAUGACAGAUAUGUGCUCACAGCCGCACAUUGUGUUAAAGGAUUCAUGUGGUUCAUGAUCAAAGUGACCUUUGGGGAGCAUAACCGCUGCAAUGCCACCUCUCGGCCCGAGACCCGGUUCGUGCUGCGAGCCAUCGCCAACAAGUUCAGCCUCACCAACUUCGACAAUGACAUAGCUCUGCUCCGUCUGAACGAGAGAGUCCCCAUCUCGGAGACCAUCAAGCCUAUCUGUUUGCCUACUAACAACCAAAACCUCUACGUGGGCGUGAAAGCUGUCGCAUCAGGUUGGGGUACCCUCACCGAGGAGGGCAAGGUUUCGUGUACACUCCAGGAGGUAGAAGUACCAGUCAUCAGCAACCAGGAAUGCCGGAACACCAAGUACACCGCCUCUAUGAUCACGGAUAACAUGCUGUGUGCUGGAUACCCGAAGACAGGACAGAAGGAUUCUUGCCAGGGCGACAGCGGUGGUCCACUGAUAGCUGAGAGGAAACACGACAAGCGCUACGAGCUGAUCGGCGUAGUGUCAUGGGGCAACGGUUGCGCAAGAGUUGGUUACCCGGGCGUUUACACUCGAGUUACUAACUACAUCGACUGGAUACGUGAGAACACACAGGAUGGCUGCUACUGUACCGAUUAGUGUCCACAGACAACAUUGGUAUACAAUUAGUAGUGUAAAAA
Molecule: messenger RNA, 1153 nt
Organism: Helicoverpa armigera (cotton bollworm)
Lineage: Eukaryota; Metazoa; Arthropoda; Insecta; Lepidoptera; Noctuidae
Product: trypsin-7-like
Exons: 7
Coding region: 183-1112 (309 amino acids)
Biological process (GO): proteolysis
Molecular function (GO): serine-type endopeptidase activity
Source: RefSeq, a predicted model, not a curated record